CGCGUGUGUGUGUCUUUUUGGAAGCAGUGAAGGGAGCUGACCGCCCUGGAAAGCGCUACAUGACUAUCAUUCCAGACCGGUCAGUGUCACGAUUGUGAGGGGCAGGCUCAUCAAGGCCUUGGCAAGGUGGCACCACCAUUUGCAGUGUCAUUGUCAAGAAAAUUGCAAAACAUCCUCAUGGCUGCCUGCAAGACCGCUCUGCAACGCGUUGGGAAGCAGAGCGGCCUUUCCCGCCUGCUCCGUCCGCACAAUUCUUCCAACUUAGCCAUAAAGGCUUGCCCUUUAACGAAGUCGCAAGUCCCGAAACAACUUUCAAGUUGCAAACUCAGAGCCCUCAGCGAGGAAACCAAUUGGAAGACACCUUUGACUAGUCCCAAUGCACCACCAUUUAGCAUUCUCCACUCAAACCACUCCUGCACCUUUCACACCGCGCUUGGAGGCCGGCGUCAACCUAGAACUAGCCAUGGUGGGGAAAAUAGCACCACCAGGAACGUCCGCACUGAAGCUGCCAACUUCGAAUUAGAUGCCCCCACCUCUGAGUUUCGCUACUUUGCAACUUGCACCCCCGGUCUCGAGAAGAUCGUCGCCGAAGAGCUGGCGUCUCCACUGAUCGAUGCUCAGAACGUAUCCCCCGCAAGGGCGGGAGUAGCUUUCAUGGGGGAUUUGGCCGUGGGUUACCGCGCUAACCUCUGGUUAAGGUGUGCGGUGCGGGUGCUCAUUCACAUGGCGGAGGGAGAACUUGUGCCAUGGCGGCCGGCGGGAGACGAGGUGUACGAUUUUAUCAGGGGGGCGGUUGACUGGCAAGCGCUGCUGCUGGUUGGCGGGCGAAAUGGUGCACGUCGUUUCAAGGAAUCCCAACUGCGCACGUUCUGGGUUGACGCACGCGUCUGGGAUUGCUCUAACGUGACCCACUCCGGCAUGGUCUCCGUACGAGCCAAAGACGCCAUCUGCGAUGCAAUCAGGGACACCUGCCAAGGUCUCAAGCCACCCCCCCCAGAGAACGGCGCCAAUGAUGCCGACCUCCCUUUAUUCCUCACACUCUACCGUGAUAAGGCCACCCUGUACCGGGACAUGAGCGGCGUCAGUCUGCACAAGCGGGGGUAUCGGGAUGCGAUGCACCGCGCAAGUUUGAACGAGGGGGUCGCAGCUGGGAUGCUGAAACUGGCGGGCUUCGGGGCAGGGGGUUUCCGAGCGAAAAGGAAGGGUGCUGAAUCUGGGGGAGCCGGAGCUUCGCCAGAAAGGGGGUCCGGUCGGCGGGAUAAUUAUGACCCGGAGGACGGAGGGGAGUCAAGACAGGGGGUAACGUUAGCAGACCACAAUAUGUCCUCAGCAGCAACUGCUGACGGAGGUCUGACGUCAGCAGCCCUAGAAGUGCCAGAUGGGAACGGGCGGCGGUUGGAGAGUCAUGCGGAGGCGAGUGCGAGCGGGCGGGGGGAUGCUGAUGAGGCGCAGGGGGGCGCUGACGUGGCGCAGGUGCUGCUGGACCCGAUGUGCGGCUCGGGGACGCUGCUCAUCGAAGCGGCGCUAAUGGCGGCCAAUACAGCGCCGGGCUUGCUGCGGAGACGGUGGCCGUUUGAGAGCUGGCCCGACUUCGACGAGCAGUUGUGGAGGCAGUGCGUGCGCGACGCCAGGUCGCACCAGACUGACUGGCCGCAGGGCCUCCGCCUCCUGGGGAACGACAUCCACCCGGGGGCGCUCGAGCUGUGCAGGAAGGAUGCGACCGCUGCGCGCAUGAUAGACGCGAUCACGCUCUCGCAGGAAGACUGUGUGCGCUACGUUCCGCCGGCCAAGCCGACGCACGUCGUCGUAAACCCGCCGUGGGGGCUGCGGCUAGAAACGCUAGACAGGGAAGCCCAAGAGGAUGAGCACUACAUGCUCGCAUCGGCGUACCAAAAGCUGGGCGCGUUUCUCAAGGACCAAUGCACGGGGGCCGACGUUUUCCUGCUAAGCGGCAAUGCUGACGCGACCCGGAACAUGCGCCUGCGGGCCGACCGGAAAUGGCCGCUCUCCGUGGGGGGGAUCGACUGCAGGGUGCUGCACUACAAGGUCCUACCCCCCCUGAGCGAGGAAGGGAGGCGGGCCAUCGCGGAAGAUAAGGAGGCGCGGAGACAGGGGGGUUCGCAAGAGGGGGGUUCGAAAAGCGGGCGGAAAGAGGGGGGGGCAAGGUAUGGGGUUCGGGAGGGGAGGCCGUUAGAGGAUUCGAUCAAGGGGCGGAACACUGGAGGGAGAGGGGGGGGUGUAAAGUUUGACUGGAGGGAUGACGUUGACGUUGAGAAGGCGGAAAGGUCGGAACGUGACAGGGAGAGCAAGACGAGCGUAUGGUCCUAAAAAGAGUUUUAAAAAGGAGUGCAGUUCCUGAAUUGGUGCUUGCAGCGGCUCGUAAGGAUAUCCAGACGUGUUUGCACCAACUUCAGAGACUUGUUUUUGUAAGGGAUUUUGGUCUGACAGUCUUUUUUGGACAAGAUAAACGAAGAGAUGCCCGAACGGCCACAUUCAAAGGUUUCCUUCAAGGCAUCACGAUCGGAGCUGAUACAUGCGUCGGUGCUUGUGAGCUUCCACUUAUUCAGAAAAACCGAGUCAACUUAAUUGAUUAAGUCAUGCAUUUGAAGUGCAGUCACU
This is a messenger RNA of Klebsormidium nitens, 2619 nucleotides long. Lineage: Eukaryota; Viridiplantae; Streptophyta; Klebsormidiophyceae; Klebsormidiales; Klebsormidiaceae. The record is from the annotation of a GenBank genome assembly.